Molecule: messenger RNA, 575 nt
Organism: Aspergillus uvarum CBS 121591
Lineage: Eukaryota; Fungi; Ascomycota; Eurotiomycetes; Eurotiales; Aspergillaceae
Exons: 1
Coding region: 161-490 (109 amino acids)
Source: RefSeq, a predicted model, not a curated record
GUUCACGGUAAUACUUCCAGUGGCGAUUUGAUGAGUAAUCAUUUACACAUGCUAUGAGUAAGCAUUGUCUCUCCCUUAAUUACAUCAUCUUCUGAAGGGCUUAGGAGUUGAACUCAUACACCUCCAAAUCUCCAGAAGGGUUUACUGCACCAUCUUAGCUAUGCCAUCACUGUACGAAGAAUGUUCUCGCUGCGGUCAAGAAACAAGUGGGGCUCUGUUCUGUUCAUCAUAUUGUCGCGAAAACUCCAUCGCCAAUCCACAAACGCCGCACGAGCCUCAGGAGCAGAGUGCGAUCCGCCCGCCACCUCAGACUACGAGAUCUUCAUCAGAGUGGGUCUUUCCCAUUGAGACCCAAUCUCAGCUUGGACAAAAUUCAGAUUCUGUUAAACUACUUUCACCCCAAGGCCGUUCGACACCAAUUCCCCAUAGUACUCAGAAUCAAUUGAAUGAGUACGCUUCCUUAUUUAUCCAAAGCUCACGCAACAACUGAUUGGAUAUUACUCCGACCGGCAGAGGAACGAUGCGACUCGAGCCUCGAUAGCCAAUAUCUACGACAAUACCAAGUAUAAACAAAA